AUGAUGAAACAAAUCAAGCAUCGCGCAGUGAUAAAAUUCCUCACAAAACAAGGAAAAACUCAAAAAAUUAUUCAUGAAGAAAUGCUGGCUGUUUACCAAGAUUCUGCGCCUUCAUUAUUUACAAUUCAGAAGUGGUCAAGUGAAUUCAAACGGGGUAGAGAGAGCAUUGGAGACGACCCCCGCGCUGUAGGGCCAAUUUGUGUCGCUACUGAAGAAAACGUCAAAUUAGUCGAAAAACUUGUACUUGAAGAUGCCCGUGUAAGAGUGAAAACAUUAGCAGAAAUGACUAAGCUAUCCGUGGGUACCAUUCACACAAUCCUUCAUGAGCACCGGAAUUUGUCAACAGUCAGUGCAAGAUGGGUGCCGCGAAUGCUCACCGCGCUACAGAAACAAGUGCGAGUUGACUGUUGUAAGGAGUUUUGGACCUCUGUGGUGAAAAUCCGCAAGGUGUUGCUGCUUCACGACAACGCGCCGGUUCACAAGGCGCGCCUUGCCCAGGCUGCUGUGCAAGGUCAACAUUUAGACAGUUAA
Vanessa atalanta (red admiral) is the source of this 531-nucleotide messenger RNA. RefSeq lists its product as uncharacterized. The transcript has 2 exons. Lineage: Eukaryota; Metazoa; Arthropoda; Insecta; Lepidoptera; Nymphalidae. The record is from RefSeq and is a predicted model, not a curated record. Bases 1 to 531 code for a protein of 176 amino acids.